AUGCUAAGUGAUAAAGUAUUACUAAAUGCAAACGAUUGCAGAAUUAAUGAACCGACCGAUCUAAAUCCGAUUAGUGACGCAUUUGUUUUGAAGUUUGCGACCUAUAAAUUCUGUGUAAUGAUAAUCAAUCAUUAA
Messenger RNA from Cetraspora pellucida, 135 nucleotides. The record is from the annotation of a GenBank genome assembly. Lineage: Eukaryota; Fungi; Glomeromycota; Glomeromycetes; Diversisporales; Gigasporaceae.